GGAAGAUCUGAAGUUAAAGAGGAGAACAGGAGGUUUGUGCUGCCUCCGCACAGGAGAGCCCCCCCUCAAAGAGGAGCGCAUGGAAAGGUACCAGACGGCGUGACCCUCCCUUCAGGGACCCGGUCAAUCAACAACAUUCAAACGGUCAGUCAGGACACGUAUGGUCCCAUCUGUGUCUUAUUAGACCUGGACGGCCUCCGGUCACCGGGUCUCUAGUCAGUCACUCCCACUGGGUUUGGGUAAAUAGCGUUCAGCGUGUUCCUUUCCUUCACAGUGAGGAACGAGCAGCGAAGAUUAAAGUUUGAUCCUCUUUCACAGGGAAUCAACACGAGGAUUAAGGCCCGUCAUGGUGCACAGGGUGGCGGUGAUCGGCGCCGGCCCCUCGGGGCUCUCCAGCGUGAAGGCCUGUCUGGACGAGGGGAUGCUGCCCACCUGCUUCGAGAGCAGCGAUGACCUGGGCGGGCUGUGGAGGUUCAAGGAAGUGUCCGAGCCGAACCGGGCCAGCAUCUACCGAUCCCUCACCAUCAACACCUCCAAGGAGAUGAUCUGCUUCAGCGACUUCCCCAUCCCUGCAGACUACCCCAACUACAUGCACCACUCUAAGAUCCUGAGAUACCUCAAGAUGUACGCGGAGCACUUCCACCUGCUGCAGCACGUCCGCUUCCAGACCUCGGUGAAGACGAUCAGAGAGAGGCCGGACUUCAGCCGCUCCGGCCAGUGGGAGGUGGUGACGGAGGGCGGCGGCGGGCAGGAGGAGAAGCACGUCUUUGAUGCGGUCAUCUGCUGCUCGGGUCACUACACCUACCCCAACCUGCCACUCAAAGACUUCCCAGGCAUCGAGACGUUUGCGGGGCGGUACCUGCACAGCUGGGACUACAAGGGGCCGGAGGACAUGUGUGGGAAGCGCGUGGUGGUCAUCGGCAUCGGCAACUCGGGGAGCGACAUCGCCGUGGAGAGCAGCCGAGUGGCGCAGCAGGUGUACAUGAGCACUCGUCGCGGUGCCUGGGUCAUCCGCCAGGUCUCCGACAACGGGCUGCCCGUCGACAUGAAGUACAACACCCGCUUUGUCCACAUCCUCUUCCAGCUGCUGCCCACCAACGUCAUGAACUGGCUGGGCGAGAAGAAGGUCAACGCCAUGUACGACCACACCAUGUACGCCCUGAAGCCCAAACACAGGCUCUUCAGUCAGAUCCCAGUGAUCAACGAUGAUCUGCCGUUCAGGAUGCUGUCCGGCUCGGUCAUCCUCAAACCCAACGUGAAGGAGAUCCGUGGCUCCUCCGUGCUGUUUGAUGAUGGCAGCACAGUGGAAGACGUGGACGCCAUCGUGUUCGCCACGGGUUACAACUAUGCUUUCCCCUACAUGCCGAGCAGUGCCGUGUACCGGUCCGGCCACCGCGUGGGUCUGUACAAGCACGUCUUCCCCCCCGACCUGGAGCAUCCCACCCUGGCUGUGGUGGGCUUCAUCCACGCCCUCGGAGCCAUCAUGCCUCAGGCGGAGAUUCAGGCUCGCUGGGUUGCACGCGUCUUCAAAGGACACAAGAAGCUGCCUUCAAACCAGGUCAUGAUGAAGGCUGUGGACAAGGACACCAAGGACAUGGAGAACAGCUACGUCCUGUCCAAGCUGGCGCCGCUGCAUGUGGACUUUGUGUCCUACAUGGACGAGGUAGCUGGAGAGGUCGGGGCGCGGCCGAGUCUGCUGUGGCUCUUCUUCACGGACUACCAGCUGUUCAAGAGGAUCCUGUGGGGACCGGUGACCGCCUACCAGUACCGCCUGGUGGGCCCGGGGAAGUGGGCCGGGGCCCGCGGGGCGAUCUUCACCCAGUUCGACCGCAUGUUUAAGCCGUUAAAAACAAGAGAGCUGGAGGUGGAGAAGGCCUCAGUGUCCAGCCGUCUGAUGAAGCUGAGCCUGAUCGCCGUGGCUGGAGCGGUGGGCAUCUACUACGUCCACGUGCGCCACCCGGCCGCUAUGACCACCCUGCUGUCUAAGCUCCGCCCACAAACCGCUUGA
Messenger RNA from Gasterosteus aculeatus aculeatus (three-spined stickleback), 2008 nucleotides. The record is from RefSeq and is a predicted model, not a curated record. Lineage: Eukaryota; Metazoa; Chordata; Actinopteri; Perciformes; Gasterosteidae.